AUACAGUAUGGUGUAUUGUGGUUUUCGAACACUUUAAGUUUGAGUAAUAAUAAAGUAUCUACGUAUAAUACUUGAAUCAUGUCAACCUUAAACACAUCAACUGAUGGAACUAUUUACACUGUAUCAACUCUCUCCUCGAAUGCCGCUGUGAGUAACGUGGUCCCAGCUUACUUACUGUUCGUCUUUGGAGUUGGUGGGAAUAUCUUUGCGCUGGUAGUGUUAUUGCUGACAGCCAAAACACACAAUUGGAGGCCAUUUUACAGAUUUGUCUGUGGACUGGCGAUCACCGAUGGCGGUGGUAUGCUCCUCUCUGUCCCCGUGUCCCUGUCUAUAUACAACUCGGACUUGAAAAAGGAAUUGCCGCCAGCUUUGUGUGAUUAUCAAAUGUUCAUGUACAUGUUUACACUCAUGUCGUCGGCCAUGAUCGUCUGUGGAAUGUCCUUUGAUCGAUUCCUCGCGACAUUCUACCCUUUUCUUUACAACAAACCACACAAAGAAAUUCGAACCAACAUUGUACUGGCAGUGAUAUGGGGGCUUUCGGCACUCAUCAGCAGUUUACCUUUGUUUGGACUUGGUUCAAGCCGAAAAUUUUAUCCUGGGACAUGGUGUUUUCUAAACUUUAUUGAAACAACAAUAGAAUUGAACAGAAUUGACGCCAUCAUUUAUGCCUCUAUAGGUGUAAUAAUCGUCCUGGCAACGUGGGCCUUCAAUAUUGCUGUUAUUGGCUACUUUAUCUACAAGAGAUAUGCAGGGGAGACCACGUGGAGCGGGUGGAAGGACGUGCAUGUCAUCAUUUUUCUUCUGAUAGUAGUGGCUCUAUUCACUUCCUGUUGGUUCCCGUUAAUGGUAAACAUUCUGCAGCAUGCCAACUUUGCACUUCCGGAGACGGCGGGUAAGACGGAGCUCCUGUUAACCAGACUGAGCAUCACUAACUCCGUGGUGGACCCCUGGAUAUACAUCCUCCUCAGAAGGGAGAUCUACUCCUCCCUAAUGGCGUGUGUCAGACGCGUGUAUCACAGGAGAAGAGCAAGUCACACGACUCGGGCUCAGAGUUCUGGGGACAAGUCAGAAAAUAUGACUAUAGAAACAAAAUAAUCAUUUUUAAGAAAGGGGAAACGAGACGUUCGGAGGGCCUCUGGAACUCACAUGUAUGAGCAUUUUAUUGCACAAAUACCUUGCUGAACAAAUGACAAUAUGCAAUGAAAAACAAAAUCUGAAUAAAGUUGGCUGAAAUAUU
This is a messenger RNA of Ostrea edulis (European flat oyster), 1237 nucleotides long. Its product is annotated as prostaglandin E2 receptor EP4 subtype-like. The coding region runs from base 79 to 1095 and encodes 338 amino acids. Gene Ontology annotation, cellular component: plasma membrane. Lineage: Eukaryota; Metazoa; Mollusca; Bivalvia; Ostreida; Ostreidae. Gene Ontology annotation, molecular function: prostaglandin E receptor activity. Gene Ontology annotation, biological process: negative regulation of inflammatory response; cellular response to prostaglandin E stimulus; adenylate cyclase-activating G protein-coupled receptor signaling pathway. The record is from RefSeq and is a predicted model, not a curated record. The transcript is spliced from 2 exons.